Molecule: messenger RNA, 1416 nt
Organism: Arabis nemorensis
Lineage: Eukaryota; Viridiplantae; Streptophyta; Magnoliopsida; Brassicales; Brassicaceae
Source: the annotation of a GenBank genome assembly
AUGGCAACUUAUGUUUCUCCUUGUUUGACUCCUCCGGAUUCUCGGGUGCUCACUGCUCUUAGGAAGAGUGUAUUACCGGAAAAUCAUAUAGGCAGCAGGGUUAGUUGCUUUAGAAUGAGUGAAAGUAAGAGAAACCGCAUUGUGGCUGCUCAUAAGUCUGAGUCUUCGCCAAUCAGAAGCUCUUCGAAUUCUCAUAGUCCAAACCAUUACCAAAGCCAAGACUCUUUCUUGAACCUCCACCCAGAGAUAUCGUUGCUCAAUCCAAGGAAAGAAACUUCCAGCGCUCCCAUUACCGAGGAUUUUGGCGAGCCAUCUGCUUCGAGCACUUACAAUGAGGCAAGGAUAAAAGUUAUCGGUGUUGGAGGUGGUGGGUCUAACGCUGUGAAUCGCAUGAUAGAGAGUGAGAUGGUUGGUGUGGAGUUUUGGAUUGUGAAUACCGAUAUUCAAGCAAUGAGAAUGUCUCCGGUUUUCCCAGACAAUAAGUUACAGAUUGGUAAGGAGUUGACUAGGGGUUUAGGUGCUGGAGGAAAUCCAGAGAUUGGAAUGAAUGCUGCUCGAGAAAGCAAAGAAGCUAUCGAAGAAGCACUUUAUGGUUCAGAUAUGGUUUUUGUCACAGCUGGAAUGGGUGGUGGAACUGGCACGGGCGGGGCUCCUAUAAUAGCAGGGGUUGCAAAAGCGAUGGGUAUAUUGACGGUUGGUAUUGUCACAACGCCUUUCUCCUUUGAGGGACGGAGAAGAACAGUCCAGGCUCAGGAAGGGAUUGCAUCCCUCAGAGAUAAUGUCGAUACUCUUAUUGUUAUUCCAAAUGACAAGUUACUCACAGCAGUCUCUCCGUCUACUCCAGUUACAGAAGCAUUUAAUCUGGCUGAUGAUAUACUUCGUCAAGGAGUCCGUGGAAUCUCUGAUAUCAUUACGAUUCCUGGAUUGGUCAAUGUGGAUUUUGCUGACGUUAGGGCUAUAAUGGCAAAUGCAGGUUCUUCGUUGAUGGGAAUAGGAACUGCUACAGGAAAGACUCGAGCAAGAGAUGCUGCAUUAAACGCGAUCCAAUCACCUUUGUUAGACAUUGGCAUAGAGAGAGCCACUGGAAUUGUUUGGAACAUAACCGGUGGAACUGACUUAACACUGUUCGAGGUAAAUGCUGCUGCGGAAGUGAUUUAUGACCUUGUUGAUCCGACAGCCAAUCUAAUCUUUGGCGCUGUGGUAGAUCCAUCCUUUAGUGGUCAAAUAAGUAUUACCCUAAUAGCAACCGGCUUCAAACGCCAAGAAGAAGGAGAAGGGAGGCCACUUCAGGCGACGCAAGCAGAUGCAUCAAUGGGAGCAACAAGACGUCCUUCUUCAUCCUUCACCGAAGGCAGUUCCAUAGAGAUUCCAGAGUUCUUGAGGAAGAAAGGCCGCUCUCGCUAUCCUCGCCUCUAG